CGGCAUUGCAGAUCAAUCUACGGGGUUUCCUCCUCAAAAUGGACCCAUCUCAACAAGCAAAUGUUACUCAGCCUCUUCCACCCGCUUAUCCAGGUCCACCAGACUAUGGUGCUAACCAGACUGGAGUGGCUUAUCCCCAACAACCCGGCUUUCAAGGACAGCCAGGGACAACAACCAUUAUUCAUACGCAACCAACUCAUAUUGUGAUGGGAAUGAGAUUUUUUGAAAACCCCACUGCAAUGACUUGUCCGUAUUGCCAAGCUACUAUUGUUACGGCCACCACUUACGUUUCAGGGACAUUAACUUGGAUUGCUUGUGGCGGUGUUGCACUAAUGGGUGGUUGGCUUGGAUGUUGCCUGAUUCCAUUUUGUAUUGAUGCCUGCAAAGAUGUUAUUCACUCCUGUCCUAACUGCAGCCGUCAAGUGGGUGUUUAUCGCCGAGUGUAACAGGACACCCAACCAGUCGAAGCAUAACUUCUGGGUAAUGCUGUGGGGUUGUAAAUUGUCAUUUAAAUCCUACACGUUGAUUGCAAGUUUCAUGUACUGCUUUGUUUAAUUAUCAAUCACCUCUAUGAAUAUAUUCUAAAAUGUGAUUUGGUUAUCAGCAGCAUGUUUUUAGCAAUAUAUAGUAGAACAUAUGCAUCAUGAUUAUUAUUACACAGGUUAAUAGCUUCAGGACAUUAAUGAUCUUGCUAGUCAUGUCUUUUCAUUCCAUGUCAGUCACAUCAGCUGAUAUUUUUCCAUUUAUGACUGCAUUGCGGUGCCAUUAUGUAUUUUUUUCCCUUAGAUUUAGUCACAGUUUUGAUUAAUUGGUAAAUUUUUGUGACAUUUAACUCUAUCUUUAAACAAACUGGGCCCAGUCAGGUGUCCCGUGGUAUCAACAGCCCAGGCCUGGUGAUAAUUCUUUUUGUAAACAUACUGGGCCCCAGUUUUCAAUGGGCAGGUGACACUAUCUAAUGUACACAUACCUAUCAAGUAGCUAAGUGUUAAUGAAAUGUACUGUGCUGUUUAUUGUAUAGAGAUUGAUCCAGUGGAUAAUGUUAUGUAGCCUACAAACAAGCUGGGCCUUGUUAUCAAUAAAAUUGAGACUCCCAUUAUUCUUACAAAUCAAUUAUAUGGUCAAACUGAAUUAAACUGUACUUCAUCCAUUCAAGUACUUUUAUUAACUAACACAUUCUUCUUUUUGUACAUACAUCAUGACAUCGCUACAUUAAUUUGACUUAUGGUAUUGCAAUGAUUACCAUGUUAUUUAGAUGGACAAUUUUGUAAUUGGUUAAUUUUGCCUAGUAGCUAGUAGUUAGAUCUCAAAUUUGUAUUUAAUAUUUACCUUGUCAAGAACAAAUCUUUUGAUGUAAUGAAGGUUAUAUAAGUCAAGCUUUGAGUUGUAUUUGUUACAGUAACUCUAAUCAAGAUGUGAACUGGUGUGUGUUAAUCACUGUGGAAAUAAACAUUCCAUUUUGCUCACUGCA
Molecule: messenger RNA, 1468 nt
Organism: Stylophora pistillata
Lineage: Eukaryota; Metazoa; Cnidaria; Anthozoa; Scleractinia; Pocilloporidae
Product: LITAF domain-containing protein
Molecular function (GO): zinc ion binding
Source: RefSeq, a predicted model, not a curated record